Messenger RNA from Dendronephthya gigantea, 3670 nucleotides. RefSeq names its product papilin-like. Gene Ontology annotation, biological process: extracellular matrix organization. Bases 173 to 3145 code for a protein of 990 amino acids. Lineage: Eukaryota; Metazoa; Cnidaria; Anthozoa; Malacalcyonacea; Nephtheidae. The record is from RefSeq and is a predicted model, not a curated record. The transcript is spliced from 20 exons. Gene Ontology annotation, cellular component: extracellular matrix. Gene Ontology annotation, molecular function: metalloendopeptidase activity.
CUUAAUCAACGCGUCUGUAUUGUGUUUACACUGUGAGUAUAGGUUUCUCAUCAAGCCUGGUGACUAAGAUUAUCAGUCUUAGCGAAGACGCACCCUUCUUCAUCUAGUGGAUUUCAAAGGCCUGGCUCAAGAAAGGACACACUAAGAAAGGACCAACAAUCCUUUCGAAAGGAUGAAGCUAUUCUACCCCAUACUGGUAAUUGUUCUUGCUGUAUCAGAGACGCAGAGCGAAUGGAGUGAGUCGGGGAAGUGGUCAGCGUGUUCUCGUUCUUGUGGAGGGGGUAUUACAUCUCAAGAACGCACAUGCAUUGGAGGGAAUUGUGUUGGCGAGAGCAAAACGUACAGGUCAUGUAAUAUCCAGGAUUGUCCGAACGGCAAUGGUGACUUUCGCAAGGAACAAUGUGCUGAGUAUAACUCUGUUCCAUUUGAAAAUAAAACAUAUGAAUGGGUUCCUUAUUCAGGCACUUUUACCGAUCCUUGUUCGCUGACCUGCAUGCCAAAAAACCACUUCUUCUUCAGCACGUUCAAAGAAAAAGUCGUUGAUGGAACACGUUGUUAUGAUAGAUCCUAUGAUAUGUGUGUUGAUGGGGUCUGUAAGAAAGCAGGCUGUGACUUGAUCCUUGGGUCUGAUGCAAAAGAAGACAAGUGUCGUGUUUGCAAUGGCAGAGGAAUUAACUGUAGAACGAUCAAGAAUAUCUACAAGAAGAGAACAACUGGGCUCGGAGCUUAUGUGGACAUCUUGGAGAUACCGACUGGGGCGACAAAUAUUCUCAUUAGCGAAGAUACCGCUUCUGGAAACUAUCUUGCUUUGAAAACCAAAGAUGCGUACAUUUUCAACGGCAAUCGUCGAAUUCGAGGUCCUUACAAAUAUAAAGCUGCGGGAACCGCCGUGGAUUAUCGGAAGAACGAAGGAGUGGAGAGCAUUCACGUCUUAGGACCAACAUCUGAAGCACUCUAUCUUGCGCUGUUACUGAGGAACGAAGAUGUCUCCAUUAGUUAUGAAUAUUCUGUCCCGAAAUCUCAGCAAGUUGUCGACAGCAUGAUAAGAUACUCGUGGAGGGUCGAUGAAUAUGGACCUUGUGACAAGAGUUGUAAUGGAGGCACGAAAACCCGCAAAGUGUAUUGCGUUCAGGAUCGCGACACGGCUGUUGAGAUCGACGAUGAAAAAUGUAAUGCAGAUCAAAAACCCGCCGAAGAAGCUGCUUGCAACGUUCAUCAUUGUCCACCAAGAUGGUUUGUUGGUGCAUGGUCGCCGUGUAGCCGCAGUUGCGGGCGAGGAACGCAGGUCAGACGUGUCCACUGUGAAAAAGACACGCCAAGUGGGAUACAAAUGGUGAAUGAAAAAUUAUGUCCUGGUGUCAAAGUUAUUACUCAAAGAAAAUGCGUUGAAUUGCCUGAAUGUCCAAAAUGGAAACUUGGAGAAUGGUCGCAGUGCAGUGCGUCAUGUGGCGGAGGUACUCGCAGUCGUUCAGUUCAAUGUAUGGAGAUCAACGACAACCUCAUCAGUGACGACAGAUGUCCAGAGCACAACAGACCGCGUAACCAGGAGAAAUGCAAUGAAACACCUUGUGCGGUUCGUUGGGUCACAGGGGAAUGGGGAGAGUGUCGUCCAUCUUGCGGUAAAGGGAUGAGAACUCGGCCAGUUUACUGCGCAAGCUCGUCGCAAACUGCCCGAAGGUAUCCCGACUAUAUUUGUAACCAGGAUAACAAGCCAAGUAUCAUGAAACCUUGCAAUAACACAGAGAAUUGUCCUGCAAUGUGGUAUGCAUCAAUGUGGAGCAAGUGCACUGCAAAUUGUGGCAAAGGCAUUCAAAUGAGGAACGUCUUCUGUGGCGUAAAGCGUCAACCACAGACUUUAACUAUUCUUUCAAACGAAAGAUGUCGUGGAUUGCCACAGAUGAAAAAGAUACAACAAUGUGUCAUUAAACCCUGUUACACGCAAUGGAUUGCGUUGUCCUGGCAACCAUGUUCAUCUUCGUGUGGUCGAGGAAAAAGGUUACGUAAUGUGAAAUGCUACGCCGAUAGCGAAGAGGAUGUAACAGAAAAGUCAUGUGAUCUGGGUACCAAACCUCCCGCCGAGGAUGUUUGCAACCUCGUCGACUGUCCUGGAGGAUCUAACCCAACGAGAGUUCCAACACCACAAACAUUACCAGUUCAAACAGCACGCCCCAAAAGAAGACCCCAGGGACCAUUGGUUAACCCAACUUCCACACCACGACCUCAGACCCCGAGACGAGCCACAAGACCACAAAUUAUAACGCAACGAACCCAAAUCGUCACGACGACCCAAGCCCCACCGGUUACCAGGCAACCAACACAAGCCACCAGAAAGGUACCAGGACGGUUAUCCACCACACUUUUCCCAACAAGACGGACGGAUAAUAUCGAUAAUGAUAAUGAUGGUAUACAUGGCAUGUCAAAACCAGCAGAGAUUAUUCGCGGACCAGAGAAUAUGGAGGCUGUUGUAGGAAGCGACAUCACAAUGCCGUGUGUGGCCACAGGCAACCCGAAACCAGAAAUUUUUUGGCUCAAAGGCAAUCUCGACGUGUCUGUAUUUGGGAGGCGUUUCCAAGUUGGGUCAGAUGGAACCCUAAGCAUUCUUCAAGUGCAGGAAGUGGACGAGGACAGUUACACUUGUGUGGCUAAUAAUGCUAUAUCACGCCGUUCACAACCUUCCUACCUCAGUGUUUUAACACCGCCGCACGUUGAAAUCACAUUGGGCUUUACCGUGAAGCAAGGUGAACCAGCUCGGAUUCAAUGUAAGGUCAGCGGAAGACCACGCCCUACGGUACAGUGGUAUAAAAACAGUCAACCGCUGCGCUUACAGAGAACUUCAAGAAUGACUGUCACGUCCCGGGAAAUAUACAUAAGAUCGACGACCCUAGAUGAUCAUGGGAACUAUGAUUGCAAAGCGACCAAUAAGAAUGGAGAGAGAAUUGCGCACAUGAUGCUUGAUGUAAUGCCAGACGAGCAGACGCGACUGAACGAUCUCAUGAACGGGAAUUGCAGAGACAUGGGUAAAUUCAUAGACUGCACGAUGGUGGGCAAGAUCGCUGGAUAUUGUGAAAAACCAUACUACCAGAAAGUCUGCUGUUUGACUUGUCGGACAAAGAAUAACCUUGGAAGGCGUUUGGAGGGUAUUUGAGAGAACAGUUCUUUGGCAAUAGUGAAAAUUUAAAUUUAGGAAUCUUGAAUCAGUUUAGCAUGUUAAACUGCUGUUUUCAAAUGAAGAUAUUAUAUAUUAACUGUUUCUCUAUAAUUAUAGUUAUUAUAUCAUAUGUUACUGAGUAUUCUAUACAGUUUUUGGCUAUUGUACGUUAUCAAUCAACAGUUGAAAUAUUUGGUUAAUGACCACGCAUGGACGACGAUGCUGAAUUUGAAACUGCCCGACACGACACGAUUAGCCGAGGAACCCGCUGACUAAGAGUUGAAUAGGCUCAUCGGUUGCAAAUUAUUCUAUUCUUGUAUUGGAAAUUCAAGAAGUUUUUCCAACGGAGUGUUUUGUAUCAGUAAAUAAACCUCUCAUUUGCAGCUUUGCCGACCUAAGUUUACUCAUACAUUUUAGGAAAUAACAGAACACGUUAUGUAAAUAAAAUUUUGACUUCUUUAGUUUACUAUGUAGGGUCGUUUGUUUAUUUUUAAGAAUACAGAAUUAAAAUAAAAUUUCUGU